This is a messenger RNA of Camelina sativa (false flax), 1131 nucleotides long. RefSeq names its product putative F-box protein PP2-B8. Lineage: Eukaryota; Viridiplantae; Streptophyta; Magnoliopsida; Brassicales; Brassicaceae. Gene Ontology annotation, molecular function: protein binding. The record is from RefSeq and is a predicted model, not a curated record.
CUGAAAAUGUCCAAAACAAGGAGCCUAAAUGAGACGCGCUCAUUGUUCACCAUCAAAGAUCAUUUUCAUAAAUUUGUAGAACGACUUAAGAAGACUCUCAGACUUUCAGCUUCCAACGACGAUCACGGUGUUGCUAAGCCGUUAUAUUUGGAUGACUUACCAGAAGAAUGUAUCUCAGUCAUUAUCUCUUUAACAAGUCCUCAAGACGCAUGCAUCUUCGCUUCGGUUUCGAAAACCUUUGAAUCGGCGGCCAAAUCAAAUAUUGUAUGGGAGAAGUUUAUUCCGCCUGAGUAUGCAUCUCUGGUUCCUCGGCCACAAGAUUACUCAUCGAAGAAGGAUCUCUAUUUCGCAUUAUGUGAUGAAUCUGUUCUAAUCGAUGAUGACAAAAAGAGCUUUUGGGUAGAGCAAGCGAAUGGGAAAAGGUGUAUCAUGUUAUCAGCGAUGAACCUCUCAAUCAUGUGGGGAAAUAUCCUUCAUAGUUGGAAACAGAUUCCAAAUCCUCAAGCUAGGUUUGAAAAAGUAGGGGAGCUUCUCGAAGAACGUUGGUUCGAGAUUCGGGGUAAGAUAAACACUCGUGUCCUAUCUCCCAAAACUCGUUACUCGGUCUACAUUGUGUUCAUGAAAGCAGAUAUAUGUUAUGGUUUUGCGGAUGUGGCAAUAGAAGCUGUAGUUGGAGUGGUGGGACAGUACUUACAGGAAUCUUCAAGAAGAUAUCUAUGCUUUGAUGAGGCUAUGAAGGGGUUUUUUCUGAGAAGGGAGAUGGAAAAGAAGAACUUAGUGAAACCAAAGAGCAGAAAAGAUGGGUGGAUGGAGUUAGAGCUUGGGGAAUUCUUUAAUGAAGGUGGAUUAAUGAGUAGUGAUGAAAUUGAGAUGAGUGUUUUAAAGACUAAGCGGCUCCAUUGGAAACGUGGUUUGAUCGUUCAAGGAAUUGAAAUCCGUCCUGUGAAAAUCCGGUAAUGAAUGCCAAAACACUAGUUAGAUUUUUACAUUCAGCCGCUCAUCGAUCUAUUGGUAAUGUUAAUUGACUAUGCCAUAGAGUGAAGAAGUAAUUUAAUUUGUAUUCGGUUAAAAGUUAAACUCCAAUGUUGUAGUUUUUAGAUGAGAUGUAAACCGGUUUCCUACAAUGGAGAG